Mesorhabditis spiculigera is the source of this 621-nucleotide messenger RNA. NCBI's taxonomy places the organism in Eukaryota, Metazoa, Nematoda, Chromadorea, Rhabditida, Rhabditidae. The record is from the annotation of a GenBank genome assembly.
AUGUACGCCGGAGAAGACUGUCCAAAGGUCGAUCCUGUCCCCAUAGACCCUCCUAAGCGUCCCGCCCCGUCCUACACGUUCUGCAGCGAAAUUCAACCCGGCUCCAAGCGAACGUCGUCCCACACGGAACCCUUGUCGUCGGUGGCGACAGUUCGACAUGGCAACCUCAUGGCGACAGCUAGUUAUGACGGGCUGGUGCGCCUUUGGGACACGACGUCCCUGAAGCUGGCCAACACGCUGAAGCCGGUUGACGACGACAAAUGGCCCGUCUCGUUCGUCCGCUUCUCACCAAACGGCAAAUUUGUGCUGGCCGGAUACCACAAUAGCAAAAUACGACUAUGGGACGUGAACAACGGAAAGGCGUUGAGGAUAUACGAGGGUCAUCAGCAGUCAAAAUAUUGCACGCCAACCCACUUUGCGAUCACUGGCGGAAAGUACAUCAUAAGCGGUUCGGAGGACGGAGAUGUUGUCGCGUGGGAUAUGCAAGAUACCAGCAUUCUCCAGAGAUGGCGUGCCCAUGAGAGCUGCCUAAUCGCCAGCGAUUGCCACCCGCGUACGAAUCUGCUCGUGACCGCCGCCCUCGAUGACGACUAUUCGAUUAAACGAUGGACAUCUCCGCAA